CCACGACAAGGUCGGUGAGGGACGCUGGCCUAAAGCAACUGAAACGGCUUUCUUCUUCUUGCGUGGAGAAGCCAUACUGUGGCACUACUGUGGUAUGCUGUGGUACAAUCGUCGCAACCUUUCCAUAUCCUUUCCGCGGGGAACGCCUUGGCAUGACAUCACCACUGACAAUCCGCGUCCAUGAAUACCACAACUCUUUGACGCGCCUGCAUGUCUGCUUCCCUGCUUUCUGGGUCCUACGAGCCGGGGUAGCUCUCCCCUGCGACAUUGACCCCUCCCGGCCAUUUUACCUCCUUUUCCUCACUCGACUGAACCCCGUUACCACACACAUUUGCCCAUAUCCGUGCCUUCAAGUCCUGGAGAGGGAUCAACCAACGCCAUGGCCGAGCAACAGGUUCAACACGCCCCAGGAGGCCACUAUUCUGGUGCCAAUCCUGUACCCACCGUCAAGAAAUUCCUCGACAAUCUGGAUAGAGACAAGGCCGCGCGUGACAGGAAGAUAGACGAAGACUAUGCCCAGAGACAGAAGCAGGACAUCUCAUCUGGCGACGCAAAGCCUCAUAAGCCGGCCAAGAUGGGAAUUGAGGGAACCCAGAAGACUGUGACGGACCCGACUACGGGCAAAGAAGUCGUCAUCGAAGAUGUCAGCAAAGCCAUGAUGAACCAGGUCGAGAACCCGCAGCUCUCGGUUCCCAAUGCCAAUCUCCAAAAGGACACCCCCGUCAGGUCACACGAGUCACAACCACUAGAUGAGUACAGGAAAGCUCAGGACAUUACCGCGCCCCCUGAGCCCGUCGUUCCGGGAAGUACCUCCGAUGUCCCUAUCCACGGCGAGAAAACAAACAUCCUCUUUCACCCCACUCCGACUGUGAGCUACGAGCCCACUUUUGCUGCCUUGGAGAAAAAGGCAGGCGUGCUCUGCAUCGGCCUCUUCGUAGCCACUGUCGUGGUAGGCAAGAUUUUCGGUGGCAGACUCCUAGGCUUAAUUCCACUGGGCAUGUGCCUCUCGUCAGGGGUGUGGUUGUGGGCGAAGGAGGUCAUACGAAGCGGACGAGAAGUUGAAUGGCACAGCGAACAAACAAGAGGCCAGGUGGCAACCGCCAACCUACUUCCUGAAUCUGUCGAGUGGUUGAACACCCUCCUGGCCAUCGUCUGGGGCUUGAUCAACCCUGACAUGUUUAUCGGCGUAGCGGACACUCUGGAAGAUGUCAUGCAAGCAUCUGUACCGAGCGUGAUUGAGCACGUCAGAGUCGCCGAGAUCAACCAAGGCAGCAACCCAAUCCGUAUCCUCAGCUUGAGAGCUCUUCCAGAUGAGCAUAUGCAGGAGAUGAAAGAAGCAAUCCACGAGGAGAACAAAAGGACGAAAGACCCGCAGGAGGCCGCAGCUGACGAAGAGGGCGGUGACUACUACAAUUUGGAAGUUUCGUUCGCCUAUCAUGCCGCGCCUAGCGGAACACGAGUAUACGAGAAGGCACGGAACAUGCACAUGCAGUUGGUCUUCUAUCUCGGAGUUAAGGGUCUGUUCGGGUUACCGCUGCCCAUCUUUGUCGAACUUCAGGGGCUUGUUGGCACUGUUCGUCUCCGGCUUAACAUGACCCCGGAGCCACCCUUCCUCAAGACUCUGACAUUUACUCUCAUGGGCACCCCACAGGUACAAGCAGGCUGUAUCCCAAUGGUAGAGAAAGGUGUCAACAUCCUGAAUCUUCCUCUCAUCAGCAACUUCGUCAACUAUGCCAUCAAGGCAGCCGCUAGCAUGUAUGUUGCACCAAAGUCCAUGUCUAUUGACAUGAGAGCCAUUCUUCAAGGAGACAGCGUUCAGAAGGAUGUCGAAGCACUCGGCGUUGUCUGGAUCCGGAUUCAUCGUGCUACUGGCCUCUCCAAACAGGAUCGCCGAGGAAGCGCGCAUGGAGGAAGCGAUCCUUACAUCACGCUUGCCUUCUCGAAAUAUGGAAAGCCAAUGUACUGCACUCGUGUCAUUACUGACGAUUUGAACCCUAUCUGGGAGGAGACAGCAGCACUCUUGGUGACUCCUGAAUUAAUCAAGGCGGACGAAAACCUCAGUAUUGAACUCUGGGAUUCUGAUCGUCACUCGGCAGAUGACAUUGUUGGGAAAGUCGAACUCUCGAUGCAAAAGAUGAUCCAACACCCAGGCAAGAUGUAUCCACAGGUUUCGAAGCUUGCUGGCAUGGAAGCUGGCAGCGACAUGCCAGGCGAGCUACACUGGGAGGUGGGCUACUUUGGCAAGCCUCAAUUCCGUAAAGCACUCAGGACAGAUGGCAAGAACCGCAACUUGCCUGAUCAGCUGAAGGACGACCCAGCUCUACAAGACGACAAGGGUGUCAUCAACACUGAGCAUGAUGAUGCAGUCAUGCACACGCCACCAGACCCCCUCUGGCCAAGCGGUAUCUGCAGCGUUGUUGUCCAUCAAAUCGUGAACCUUGAAUUGGAGAACGUCAAGGGCAGCAUCGGCAACCGCAAAGGUCGUGAGUAUGAGCCGGCCAAACCCUACGGUGAGGCCACUGAAGAAACCGGAGGCAACCUUCCAACGAGCUACUGCACUAUCCUAUUCAAUGAUACCCUGGUGUACAAGACUCGAUCCAAGGCUGUCUCCUCGCAGCCAAUCUUCAACGCCGGUACCGAAAGGUUCAUUCGAGAUUGGCGAUCGGCAAUUGUAACUGUGACAGUCCGCGACUCUCGGAAUCGCGAGCACGAUCCCAUUCUCGGUGUUGUUCCAUUGAAGCUCUCCGAUAUCCUCGAGACGAGCUCGCAAGUCACUCGUUGGUACCCACUUGAUGGGGGCAUCGGCUUUGGAAGAAUUCGCAUCUCUCUCCUGUUCCGCAGUAUCGAAUUGCGCUUGCCUCCUAACAUGUUGGGUUGGGAUGUGGGCACAUUCGAGUUCCGCUCUGAGCGUAUCCUCGCCCUUGGCUACAAGCACGCUCCCAAGCUGAAGCUCCGUACUGGAGGGAGUGUUGAGAAGGUCUCGAGACUGGCAGCAAGGAAGCUGGACGAAAGGGACGGGUACUAUUUCGACCUUACAAGCCAUGGGGGCAAGUACAAUGUUCGCCUGCCCGUCAAGUACCGAUACCGCUCGCCUGUUGUGUUCGAAUUUCAUAUCGAGAACAAGCGAAAGGCGGACGCGUACGCCGUUAUCUGGCUUCAACACUUUAUCGACAACGAGGACUUGGACGUCAAUAUCCCUAUCUGGACUACAGCUCAUCCAGCUCGCCUGACUCAAAACUACAUAACGGAAGAAAACUGUCACAACGAGGUUGGUCUCGAAGACCUCCAAGAAGUCGGCCGUCUCCAGUUCCGCGCCCGCUUCAAGCCUGGCAUCGACGAGAGCCACCAAGCCUUUAUCGCCGACAACGACAGCCGCGAGACAUACGAGACGUUUGAAGCCUGUCUCGCAGAAGGCGUCCGAACACGUACAGUCGAAAAGGAAAUUCCGGACCGCGUCCAACAACUCCACGAAGAUUCGCUCACCCAAGGACGCGACAUCCUGAAAUCUACUGACGAGCGCGAGAGACGUCGCUGGCUCUCCAAGUCCGGCGACGACUGGUCCGGCGCCUUUGGCCAUGAUCCCAAAGCCUAUAUGGAUACCAAGGGCAAUAAGAGGCGUGAACCUGGUGCUGAAGAGCCACUGCAUGAUCCUUAUCAUCCGAGCGACAACGAGGCCAACGACGAUGUCGAUGGAGCCUAUGAUUCUGAAGACUCGUCCACCUCCGUGUCUUCUGACCUGGGCAUCCAAGACGCAAACAACACCGCCAACGCCCAGGAAAUGAACGGCGGCACCGAAUCCAGGAAUUCCAAAACAAGCCCUACUCGAAGCUCCAUGGCCACGGAUACAACGGACGGCACUGCAGAAUCUGGGGUAUCACAGCAGUCGUCGCUGAGUAGUAGGGACGUAAAUAAGCAAAAUAGGCGCACCGAACAUCGCAAACAGCGCGGUCUGAUGCAAUGGAAACCGGCGAGAAACGCGAAAUUUGCGAAGGAUCAGGGAAAGAUUGGGUUGAACAAAUUGAAGAAGAAGAUCACGGGCAGUUUGGACGGGAGACAGCCCGAUGUGGAGACCGAAACUGGCUCAUAGUCUGGUCUCAUGGCGUCAGUCUUGAGCAGGUCUUCCGUUGAGUUGAAGUAUUGUGAGAAUCAUGAUGGUCGUUGGCGACCUUGGCCCUAGUGUAUAGGCCAUACGGCUGCUGAAGCCUGAGCACGGUGAAUGGGACGGCCAGGGUACGGCGACGGUUGAGUUUACUGAGCAGCUAAUGUCUAUUGACGACGGGUAUGACUUUCCUCUUGAUAUCCUUGUAACAGUAAUAAAAAUAUAAAUGGAUUUUCAGUACA
Molecule: messenger RNA, 4341 nt
Organism: Westerdykella ornata
Lineage: Eukaryota; Fungi; Ascomycota; Dothideomycetes; Pleosporales; Sporormiaceae
Exons: 6
Coding region: 380-4087 (1235 amino acids)
Molecular function (GO): lipid binding
Source: RefSeq, a predicted model, not a curated record